UUUCAACACUCGACGACAUCAUGAUCUACCAACGAUUAUGAGCAACAUGUGCAUUUUUCGAUAGCUUCUGCCUCCGGGUCUCUUCUUACGCCAUGGGUCAACAACAAACUGCUCCCCAGCAGCAACCUGUCAUCUCCCACGGCUCCUCCCUUUCCUUCGCCCAAGGCUUCGUCCUCGGCCAGAUAUCCAUUGCCCUCCUGAUCUUCUUCUUCAUCAAAUUCUUCAUCUUCGGCGAACCCCCCUCCGCCGACGACCGAGCCCUGCACCUCUCCUCCCUCCGCCGCGCCCGCACCCUCGCCCACCAAGCCUCGUUCCAGAACCGCGCCCGCUCAAGCUCCAUAUCCGCUUCCUCUACCCAUAACCCCCUCCGCCACAAGGACUCGAGCAGCGUCAUUCGCUCCGCUGCAGGUAGCGGUCGCGCACCUAGCAUCUCGCAGAUCCUGGCAAAGACCUACUACAACGUGAAGGGCCACCAACCCGAAUCGUUAGACUGGUUCAAUGUCCUCGUGGCGCAGACCAUUGCUCAACUCCGCGAAGACGCGCGGCGGGACGGCGCGGUGUUGACGUCUCUGACCGAGCUGCUCAAUGGGGGAAGCAAGCCGGACUGGAUUGGCGAGAUUCGGGUCACGGAGAUCGCGCUGGGCGACGAAUUCCCCAUCUUCAGCAAUUGCCGCGUUAUGCCUGCCGAAGACGGGUUUGCAAUUGGCGGCGCAGGCGCAGGAGGGGGAAGCAGUGGAGGCGGGAUGAUGGAGGAGGGAACGCGGUUGCAGGCGAGGAUGGAUGUGGACCUGAGUGAUGUGAUUACUCUGGGUGUGGAGACGACGCUGGUGCUCAAUUACCCGAAACCUAGGACGGCGGUGCUGCCCGUGGCAUUGGCGGUGAGUAUCAUCCGGUUCUCGGGCACGCUGGCUGUGUCGUUUAUUCCCAGUUCGUCGCCGCCGUCGAGUUCGCAUGGGAGCGGUGGUAGUGGCACGACACAGGGGCAUCCAAGUCAAAACCAGAAUCAAGUCCCCAACAAUGGUAGAACUACAAGAGCACAACCUCCCUCCUCUUCCUCAACGCCUCCUCCCCCUCCCCAUCCCCACCGCCCGACAUCCCUAGCAUUCACCUUCCUGGACGACUACCGUCUCGACCUCUCCGUCCGCUCCCUCGUCGGCUCCCGCUCCCGCCUCCAAGACGUCCCCAAGAUUGCCCAACUCAUCGAAUCACGACUGCACGCCUGGUUCGACGAGCGCGUCGUGGAACCACGCUUCCAGCAGAUUGCGCUGCCGAGUCUGUGGCCGAGGAAGAAGAACACGAGAGGUGGGGAGGAGGAGCAGGAGGGAAACGGGGAGGGAGAUGAGGCUGGAAAGAUGGACGAGAGGGAAAGGGAGAGAGAGGUGAGGGCUAGUCUGGCGAAUCCCUUGUCGCCGGAUCAAGGCGUUGGACAACAGACGUCAGGGACAACGACACCUGCCUCAAGAACCGCUACAGCAGCGGCGGCAACUUCUCUAGAAGCCCGUCUCGAAGCCGAAGGUGCCAAGAUUCGCGAAGCCGAAAUCAAGGCGGGUGAAAGGCGCAAUGGGGCUCGGGAAACCAGUCGGGAGAAUUAUCACGGUAGCAGUAGCAGUAGCAGAGAGGCAUCUGGGAUGCGCUGGCGGGGGGAGAGAGGCGCAGAGGGGAGUAGAGAGCAACAGCAGAGGAUGGGGAGGCCUCCGUUCUCGUCGAUGAAUAGUUGGGAGGGGAGCGGGCAGAGGGGGAUGCCGGGGGCGAUGCCUAGUGGGUAGCUAGUUGACAUGGACAUGGAACAAGGGAGUGUAACAGCAAGCGGGCGUUUAUCACUGCUUAUUAGAGACAUGGUCCCAUUUAGAAAUACGGCAGCAGAGCAUAUAGCAUAUAGCAUACAGCGCAAGAAGCGCAGCAUAACCUCAUGAAAUCAAGCAACAUAUGACUG
This is a messenger RNA of Westerdykella ornata, 1933 nucleotides long. RefSeq lists its product as uncharacterized. Bases 93 to 1766 code for a protein of 557 amino acids. Gene Ontology annotation, molecular function: lipid binding. The transcript is spliced from 2 exons. Gene Ontology annotation, biological process: phospholipid transport; mitochondrion organization. Lineage: Eukaryota; Fungi; Ascomycota; Dothideomycetes; Pleosporales; Sporormiaceae. The record is from RefSeq and is a predicted model, not a curated record. Gene Ontology annotation, cellular component: ERMES complex; endoplasmic reticulum.